Rattus rattus (black rat) is the source of this 888-nucleotide messenger RNA. RefSeq names its product zinc finger HIT-type containing 1 (gene Znhit1). NCBI's taxonomy places the organism in Eukaryota, Metazoa, Chordata, Mammalia, Rodentia, Muridae. Bases 227 to 688 code for a protein of 153 amino acids. Gene Ontology annotation, cellular component: Swr1 complex. The transcript is spliced from 5 exons. The record is from RefSeq and is a predicted model, not a curated record. Gene Ontology annotation, biological process: chromatin remodeling. Gene Ontology annotation, molecular function: nucleosome binding.
AGCAGCAGGAACAGGAGCAAAAGCCGGGGUUCCGGGCCUGACGCUGCCAUGGCUAGCAGCACGCUUAGGCUAUACCCAGGCCCGCACCGGGGCUGAGCUGAGCGCCUAGGUUCCGACUCCCCAGGAAGAUUCUGGGAAAGGGAAGCCGAGCCCGCUGAGAGGAGGAGCUGUGCUCCGGACUCCGCCCUGGAAAAAAGGCGUAACCCGAGGCCACCGAAAACCCGAGAUGCAGACGGCGAGACAAGUUCGCUCCCAGGACCCUGGUCAGCGGCGGGUGCUGGACCGGGCAGCCAGGCAGAGGCGGAUCAACCGACAGUUGGAGGCAUUAGAGAACGACAACUUCCAGGAUGACCCCCACGCCGGCCUUCCCCAGCUGGGCAAGAGACUACCUCAGUUUGAUGAUGAUGCAGACACAGGAAAGAAAAAGAAGAAAACUCGAGGCGACCACUUCAAACUUCGCUUCCGCAAAAACUUCCAGGCUUUGCUGGAGGAGCAGAACCUGAGUGCAUCUGAGGGCCCCAACUACUUGACAGCCUGUGCGGGUCCCCCAUCUCGGCCCCAGCGUCCCUUCUGUGCUGUGUGUGGCUUCCCAUCCCCGUAUACCUGUGUAAGCUGUGGUGCCCGGUAUUGCACGGUGCGCUGCCUGGGCACCCAUCAGGAGACCCGGUGUCUGAAGUGGACUGUGUAAACCUGGCAUCAGGGAGAAGUACCCCCAACUCUCCCCAACCCACCCCAGCUCAUCCACAAAGGACAGCGAGAAAGGAUCUACCCAUUCACCCAACAAAGCUGUACCCUGCCGACCAAGGAAGGCCCCAUGGACCCCAGGGACUGUUAUGGGGGUGAUCCAGACCACAGAGUGCUGUGAUAAUAAAUGACCUGGUGAAAGGA